Messenger RNA from Terrapene triunguis (Three-toed box turtle), 1662 nucleotides. Its product is annotated as latent-transforming growth factor beta-binding protein 4-like. The record is from RefSeq and is a predicted model, not a curated record. The transcript is spliced from 13 exons. Lineage: Eukaryota; Metazoa; Chordata; Testudines; Emydidae. Bases 1 to 1662 code for a protein of 553 amino acids. Gene Ontology annotation, molecular function: calcium ion binding; oxidoreductase activity, acting on single donors with incorporation of molecular oxygen, incorporation of two atoms of oxygen.
AUGCAGAUCGUGAACAUUGACGAGUGCGUGACAGGCUCGCCCUGCGGCCCCCACGGCCGCUGCUCCAACACCGAGGGCUCCUUCCGCUGCCAGUGCGGCCAGGGGUACCGGGUGGGCGCGCCGGGGGGCCCCUGCGCAGAUGUCAACGAAUGCCUGGAGGGUGAGUUCUGCUUCCCGCACGGCGAAUGUCUCAACACCGACGGCUCCUACACCUGCCUGUGCGCCCCGGGCUUCGCCCCCGCGCCCAGCGGCACCGCCUGCCUCGACGUGGACGAGUGCCAGCGCGGGGGUGUGUGCGAGGGCGGGCGCUGUGCCAACACGGACGGUUCCUUCGACUGCCACUGCCCGGCCGGCUUCCGCGCCGGCCCCGACAAGCGCGCCUGCCAGGAUGUGGACGAGUGCCAGGAGUAUGGGGGCGCCCUGUGUGGGGCCCAGCGCUGUGAGAACCAGCCCGGCUCCUACCGCUGCGUCCCCGCCUGCGAGCCGGGCUACCGGGCCGGUGCUGCCGGGGCCUGCGUCGACGUCGACGAGUGCCAGGAGUAUGGGGGCUCCCUGUGUGGGGCCCAGCGCUGUGAGAACCAGCCCGGCUCCUACCGCUGCGUCCCCGCCUGCGAACCGGGCUACCGGGCCGGUGCUGCUGGGGCCUGCGUUGACGUGGACGAGUGUGCGAACGGGACGCUGUGCGGGGACCACGCCAUGUGCCACAACCUGCCCGGCUCCUUCCACUGCCUCUGCGACCAGGGCUACGAGACCACCCGCGAUGGGCGCCACUGCCAGGAUGUGAACGAGUGCGAGACGCUGCAGGGCGUGUGCGGGGCCGAGCUCUGUGAGAACGUGGAGGGGUCCUUCCUCUGCAUCUGCCCCAGCAGCGCCCAGGAGUUCGACCCCAUGACGGGACGCUGCACCCGCCCGCCCAGCCCCCCCCAGCCCGCCGGCCGCCUGCCCGUCCCCCAGCCCGAGCCCGAGCCUGGAGCGCCCGUGCGGGACCCCAGCCGCCAGCAGUGCUACUACCAGGCCUGCGAGAAGGUGCUGGCCACCAACGCCACCCGCCAGGAGUGCUGCUGCAGCCUGGGCCAGGCCUGGGGCCCGGCCUGCCCGGCCCAGCCCUGCCCACACCCGGGCACAGCGGAGUACCAGGCCCUGUGCCCCCGUGGGAACGGCUACGCCGCGACGGGACCCCUCGCCGCGCUCACAGACAUGGACGAGUGCGCGCUCUUCAGCGCCCAGCUGUGCCGGGGGGGCGUCUGCCUCAACAGCGCCCCCGGCUACGCCUGCUACUGCCCCAACGGCUACUACUACGAGACACAUCACCUGGAGUGCAUCGAUAAUGACGAGUGCCGUGACGAGGAGGCAGAGCCCUGCGUGGGGGGGGGCUGCGUGAACACCAUCGGCUCCUUCUACUGCGCCUGCUCGCCCCCCCUCGUGCUGGAUGGGUCCCAGCGCCGCUGCGUGGCCAACGACAGCCAGGCCCUGGGUGAGGCUCUGACCCACCAGGGUGUGUCUGUAUCACAGUACGAUUUCGCCGCCUGGAUGCCCAACACACCAGCAACCUUGAGAGCUCCCCCGCCCACCACCAAGGGCACCACGACUUUGCGCAGCAUCCUGGACACCCUGCCCGCAGUGAACGCCACCUCGCCCUCCUCUCCCUCCUUGCCGUUGUGA